Messenger RNA from Carassius auratus (goldfish), 3168 nucleotides. Its product is annotated as mitogen-activated protein kinase 6. The transcript is spliced from 6 exons. Gene Ontology annotation, molecular function: MAP kinase activity; ATP binding. NCBI's taxonomy places the organism in Eukaryota, Metazoa, Chordata, Actinopteri, Cypriniformes, Cyprinidae. Gene Ontology annotation, biological process: protein phosphorylation. Bases 770 to 2956 code for a protein of 728 amino acids. The record is from RefSeq and is a predicted model, not a curated record.
GAAACAGAUGAGUGUUCUUCCACACCACUACUGCUCUGGACACCCUCUGGCUGUCUCUGUCAACCUGCUUUUAACCUCUCUGUACUGGAUACUGUCUUGUUGGAUACUUUUUCUCACUUCUUUGACACUUUUGCAUGGAUUACUGAUUUAAAAAUGCAUUCCCAGCUGUUGUUGGAUGAAUUCAGCCAUGGGUAUCCCAGUGUAAAAUGGAGGAUAGUUUUGAUUGCGACUGCGGUGAGCUGGAGCCACCUGAUCACUGAGAAGAAAUCAUCUCUCUGAGAUCAUCAACCCUUUCUGUUUCACAACAUCAGGUGCUUUAUACAAAGAAAAAAAAAAUAGUCGAUUUAUCACCAUUAACUUGGACCGUUAGUAAUGCUGCUGCUCAGGGCCGGUCAUACACUGAAAACUUCUGCACUGUGACGAUGGUUUUAUAGGUGAUGACUUAUUUCAGUUACGUUCAGAGAUAUUUGAUUGGCCUCCAAAUUCAUUCCAUUUAACGCUGAAAUUGAAAGAAAAAUCUCCCAGAAACGACAUUUAAAAAGCUGCUAAGAAGUGCUGUGGAUGAUGAAUACGCUGUAACAGUCACUCGGGGGAAAACACUCAAGUCUUCGUAGGCUUGAGUGUUUGUCUCGUCUUUUUCGUUGUUAAGUUAGGUUUGCCUUUCUCAAUUAGCUCUAGUAAUUGCAACUCAAAAUCAGCUGCAUAUCAGUUCAAUCCGAAAUCCUUCCUGCUAUAAUAUCUGCACAGAGUUGCUCUUGUAGACCGCAAAAUGGCAGAGAAAUUUGAAAGCCUUAUGAACAUUCACGGCUUCGACCUGGGCCCGCGCUACAUGGACCUGAAGCCUCUGGGCUAUGGGGGCAAUGGACUGGUCUUUUCCGCCGUUGACACCGAUUGUGACAAGAGGGUCGCUGUGAAAAAGAUCGUCUUAACCGACCCUCAGAGCGUCAAACAUGCACUGCGCGAAAUCAAGAUCAUUCGCAGACUCGAUCACGACAACAUCGUGAAGGUGUUUGAAACGCUGGGGCCCAGUGGCCGGAGGCUCACAGAGGACGUGAGCUCUCUGACGGAGGUCAACUCCGUGUACAUCGUACAGGAGUACAUGGAAACCGACCUCUGUAAAGUACUGGAACAAGGCUUGUUGUCCGAAGAUCACGCACGGCUCUUCAUGUACCAACUGUUGCGAGGACUCAAAUACAUCCACUCUGCAAACGUGCUUCACCGAGACCUGAAGCCUGCCAACCUCUUCGUCAACACUGAGGACCUGGUGCUGAAAAUCGGGGACUUUGGACUUGCCCGUAUCAUGGACCCCCACUAUUCCCAUAAGGGGCAUCUGUCUGAGGGACUGGUCACUAAAUGGUAUCGUUCUCCUCGUCUGCUCCUUUCCCCAAAUAACUACACCAAAGCCAUUGACAUGUGGGCCGCAGGGUGCAUCUUUGCUGAAAUGCUGACUGGAAAAACUCUAUUUGCAGGAGCUCACGAGCUGGAACAGAUGCAGCUGAUUCUGGAAUCCAUUCCGGUAGUCCAUGAGGAAGACAGACUGGAGCUCCAAAGUGUAAUACCUGUCUUUAUCAAGAACGACAUGUCAGAACCACACACGCCACUUGCCAAGUUAUUGCCCGGUGUCAGCCCUGAGGCCUUGGAUUUUCUGGAGAAGAUCUUGACGUUUAACCCCAUGGACCGGCUCACUGCGGAAGAGGCUCUUGCUCACCCAUACAUGAGCGAUUACUCCUUCCCUUUAGACGAACCAGUGUCCUUGCACCCCUUCCACAUCGAGGAUGAGGUGGAUGACAUCUUGCUUAUGGAUGAGAGUCACAGUCACAUCUACAACUGGGAAAGGUACCAUGAAAGUCAGUUUUCUGAUCAAGACUGGAACUUGCACAGCACCCAUGAACUGGAAGACGUGCAGCGUGAUCCUCGGGCUAUGUCAGAUGUCACGGACGAGGAGGAGGUCCAGAUCGAUCCACGGAAAUACAUGGAUGGGGAAUGUGAGAAGUUCCUAGAGGAUCCAUCGUUCGAUCUUCCACCAGAGCGCUCGUGGCAACAGGAAGAUCACCAUGAGAACAAAUACUGCGACCAGGAGUGCAGCUACACUUGCAACUACAAAGCGGUGUCCCCGUCCUACCUGGACAAUCUGAUCUGGAGGGACAGUGAGGUGAAUCACUACUAUGAGCCCAAACUCAUCAUUGACCUCUCCAAUUGGAAAGAACAGCAAAGCAAAGAGAAGAACGACAAAAAAGGCAAGACCAAGUGUGAGAAGAACGGACUGGUCAAAGCCCAGAUCGCCCUGCAAGAGGCAUCUCAGAACCACUGCGUGGCCGAGAAGGAUCGCGAACAGGAAAAACACCAGAACCACAACCAGGGCUUCGACUUUGAUUCGUUUAUCGCCAGCACCAUCAAAAUGAGCCUUCAGCCAGAAUCUGAUGACGUUGACCUCCUGAAUGAGUUGAACACCUCCGUUUCCCAGCUGGACACCCGUGCUCCUUGCGGCUUCAUGUCCAAAUCCAUCAGUCAGGAGAAGGAAGAGAAGUGUCUAGUCAACCUGGCGCAGCUCGGCGUCCGAGCACCCUGUCCUUGGGAGAGUUUCACGGACAGUGACGUUACCGAGAGCAGCAUAAUCGACGAGGCUUGCUGGGACGUCCGCAAAGAUGAGCAGCUCCAGAAGGAGAACAGCAGCUGCCAGAGCAGUUACUUAGACCGCCUCUUCAACAAGCGCGAGGAGGUGGAGUCCGAGAUCCCCGAACCUGUCGAGGAGUCCACUCUGGAGGAUGACUUCAUAUCCUGCGGCGGUGAAAUCGUCUUUAACAUGCAGCUGGAGUCUCUGGCCAUUCCGGGGUUCGAGGGAGCGGGUGACAUUCCUCUGAAGUCCAUCCAGGCAACGUUAACGCCCUCUGCUGUUAAGCGCUCCCCACAAAUCGCCCAUAAAACCUACAGCAGCAUUUUCAAGCAUUUAAAUUAAACAAUCCACCCCGUUCAAGCAGAGUCCAACGUAUUUUUAUAGUUAUGCAUUUCUGUACUUGAAUAGUUUUUUUUACACACAUGGUUACUUUUUGAGGAAACAUUUCUUUUUUUUUUUUCUUUUUUAAGUCUGGAUUAAAUGUUAAUUCCGUUCAUAUAUUCAUCCAAAGUGCUGGACUGUUUUCCCUCACAUUAAAUGUUUUUGCCCUCUAA